Messenger RNA from Amphiprion ocellaris (clown anemonefish), 6167 nucleotides. Its product is annotated as apoptosis regulator BAX-like. NCBI's taxonomy places the organism in Eukaryota, Metazoa, Chordata, Actinopteri, Pomacentridae. Gene Ontology annotation, cellular component: mitochondrial outer membrane. The record is from RefSeq and is a predicted model, not a curated record. Gene Ontology annotation, biological process: mitochondrial fusion; release of cytochrome c from mitochondria; extrinsic apoptotic signaling pathway in absence of ligand. Bases 2359 to 2907 code for a protein of 182 amino acids. The transcript is spliced from 5 exons. Gene Ontology annotation, molecular function: channel activity; protein heterodimerization activity; protein homodimerization activity.
CCUUUUUACUUUCCAGCUGUUUUUCCUCACAGUAAAGUCUGCCAGCCCCAAACCAAGUGUUUAUUACUGUUUUAAUUUAAAUUAAAGUUAGUUUUUAUUGUACUAAAAGCUGAAACAAACAGAUUUUUAUUGUUGGUUAAUUUCUUGAAUAUUUCUUCCUUCAUCAGUUAAUUUAAUUUUAAAAAAGGAUAAACUUACAGCAGACAAAUGCAGCCGAUUUUAUGUUAAAUCACGUAUUUCAUUGUUUUUUAAUUAAUUACUCAAACAAAAACUCCAAAAAUUGUUGAUUCAUUAAGUUGUUACUCGUCUGUUAAUCAACAAGUGUUCACCAAUAUUAGAAAAACUUCUCCCUAAUUUGAACAUUAUAAAAAGAUAGAAGGAUCCUGUGCUGAUAUCUGAAUCUAAACUGGUUAAUUAGUUGAUAGAAUAUCAAAUAAAGCAGCAACAGCUUCGAGAUUGUAUUCAUUGAAAUAGUUUUUUAAUCUCAAAGUGCUGUCUUCAUAUUCAUAAAUGUGAUGCUUUGCUUUUUUCUGUAUGAUGUCCAUAAUAGAGCAUUUUGGACUCAAAGUUCACUUAUACUUUUGGUUUUAAUGUGCUUUAACACUGUGUUCUUUCAUUUUAGAGUGUAUGACUAAGAAAAUAAAGGUCAUGUUAAGCAGCAUUUAAAAUAACUACCAGCUGUUCCUCAGACCUAGAAGGCUGGUCUCUCAGCCCAGUGUAUCAUAAAACACACCGACUCCUGUGUUCCUGAAUGUAACUCCUGUGUUUGAGGAUUUUAAGUGAGUUAUUAUACAUUUUGUAAUUCUCCUACAUGAUGUUAAAUUCCUUCUUUAAAACUAGUUUCAGUUUCAUUUUACAGUAACUGCUGCUACCCUCUUAUGGUAAACCAUACCCCUCAUAAACCUUGUGUUGAAUCUAUGACUCAUAUAAGAUACAUGAUAAACGUCUGUGAGCUUUGUGUUCUUUUGACAGGACUGGGUGUGGUGUCGUCUGGAAGGUUCAUAGUUUCUGGGCGUCAUAGACAGUGGCAGGACGUACUAGAAUCAUCAUCUGUUAAUGUUUAUGCAUGGUAAUACCAGGUCUAAAUGGUUACUAACAUGUAGCUUGUGGUAGAUUUGUCCCCACAGAUUCAAAGCAGGUUUGAAGUCCGUGACAUGGUUGUUGUCAAAUAAGUUAGCAUGCAGAGUAAACUCCACCUGAUGCUGUGCUGUUACUGGACACACUGCAGGAAGAGGCAGUGGAAAUACCCAGCCUUAGGGUAUUCAUGGUGCACGGAUAAACAUUUCGCUGAUGCCAGGUUUGCAUGAUGCUAGCUUUUUUACACGCUGGUGUGAACAGUACUGUCUGUUUUCAUUCUUGUUUCCGGAGGUUGGUCUCUGGCAUGCAGGCUUCAAAAAGGUCCAGCUGUGAUUAGUUAGGAACCUAGUCUGGCAUGUCACAUCCAAGAUGUGGUAAAGAAUAAUGUUGCUUUUUUAACCGACAACUGAGUACGGAAGAGAUGGUUUUACCUUGCUGACAUGUUUCGACCGCAUCUGCAUUCUUCCUCAGUCUGAUGGCGUGUUGAUGGCGUGUUGAUGAUGUGUGAUGGCAUGUUGAUGAUGUGUGAUGGCGUGUUGAUGAUGUGUGAUGGCGUGUUGAUGAUGUGUGAUGGCGUGUUGAUGAUGUGUGAUGGCGUGUUGAUGCAGUUUUUCCAGUGUAUGUUUUAUCGCAUGAUUUACAUGGAGUUUCAUAUAUGAUGUUGCAUUUUUUGUCUUUUGAAUCGACUAAUAGCUGCUGGAGUUUUCUAUGUGGUUUUACUGCUGUGUUGAUGUUGUGUUUUCUCAUUAUGGGAUGUAUGGGUUCUGUUGUCCCUCAGAUAUAUGGAAUGCUGAUUAUGUCUUUAUUUUUAUGGUCCUUAAAAAAAGGAGACAUCAUCACACGUCAUCAACACGUCCUCUGACGCUCUGAAGAAGACUGCAGAUGCAGUUGAAACACGUCAGCAAGAUAAAACCAUCCUUUCCUUAUUGAGUUGUCGAAAUAAAAGUAAUGCUAUUCUAAAGUAAGAAACGACAAAAUGAACAUAAUCCAUCUAAAGAUGUGUGGUGCUGUAAUCACCUGAUCUGACACGCUGAGCAUCUUAUUCUGAACCUUACCAUCCUCUUGUGAAGAUUUAUUGGGACAUUUUCCAAUGACUGGUUUGUGUGGUUUGUUCUAAUUGAAUUUCUUAUUUGGAAUGACACUAAAUCAAAGUGUCACCGGUGCAUCCAUCCAUCUGCUAAUCUUUGUCUUUUUACAGGAAGUUGCUUGUUUGUCCCUACAGCUUUUUCAGGUUAUGAAACCUGUCAUGAGUGAAGCUGUUGGGUUGAAACUGACACAAACAUGGUUAUCGAGGAAGAGCUGAAGGAUGUCCCCUCAGAGGACGUCCCUCCUCUCACCCCGCUGGCUGUGCAGCUGAAGACCGAGCAGGAGGAGAAGGUAGUGAACCAGCUGGGCAUAAUGAUCCGUAUUGUUGGAGACAAAGUCAAGGACGACAAGGAGUUCCAAGAUGCGAUAGACGGGAUGGCCUGUGGCCCCGGCUCCAAGUGGGACAGAUUCAAGAAAGUUACAGACAAAGUGUUUGAACACGGGAUCACCUGGGAAAACAUUGCUGUGCUCUUCUAUGUUGCCGGCAAACUGGCUCUCAAGAUGGUGGAGGCUCAUCUCCCCCAGUCAGUGAGGGAUGUCCUGAUGUGGACAGUGGACUUCUUCAGAAAUAAUCUGCUCGGCUGGAUUCGGGACCAUGGAGGAUGGAUCAACAGCUUCUCAGAUCUGGCGGUGGCUUCAGUUCAGCACGUCUCCUCCUUCAGCUCUCAGAGCUAUGGCCUGAUCAUCAUCUUCAUCUCCGGCUUGGCUUUAGGAAGCUUCAUUACCUGGAGGUUUACCAAAUAACCCUGAGGCUGACACACACACACACACACACACACACACACACACACACACACACACACACACACACACACACACUCACACUCCAGACAUGGAUCACUUGUAGCUGACUAGAAAUCAUUUGUUUUUCAUCCUAUCGUUGAUGACAGCGUGCCUACCAAAGGCAGCAUGUUGACUUUUAAUGGUUUACAUGAAUCCAGGGAGUUUUAGGAACGUUUUCCACUCAGAUGCUCUAUUUUACUACCUUCCAUAAUGUCAUCUAUGCAAACUAGAAAUGUUAACUGUAAUAUACAGUCUGUAUACUGCGCUGCCCUCAGAUGGAGGAAGCACAAGACAGAACCUCCAGAAAUGUCCCUAUGAGCUGUAUGAAGGCCUCUGGUUUCAGUGCAGUGAGCAGAUAGCAGCACUAAAGCUCUCAGCUUAAUGCAUCACCGCAGGGAUUCCUUCAUUUGAUCGGUUUUCGUUUCUCAAUCGUGGCGUGAACCAGUCGAUCCGGUGUCAUCGUGCUUCUGCUCUGUGGCUGAGGGAGACCUCCAGAGGGACUGAAAAGUCUUCUCAUAUGUGAUACCGUCGAUAGAUCAGUACCACCAGCAAGACAGCAUUCAUUCUGAAACCUGAUGUAGAAUUAGCUUUGUUUUUAGAAUGAAAAAUACUGAACCUCUAAGUGUUUGUUUGUUUAACCCUCCUGUUGUCUUCAUUUACGGGCACAAAAAAUAUUGUUUCCUUGUCUGAAAAAAAUCCAAAAAAAUUCCCCAAAUUUCUGAAAAUUUGCAAAACCUUCAGGAAGAAAUUCCUAUAAUUCCUGAAAAGUUUCCCUUGAAAGUUUUAUUUAAAAAAAAUAAAAAAUCCCCCAAAUUUGGCCAGAAAAUUCUUGUAAAUAUUUUCAAAAAAUGAAUAAAAAUCUUCCAAAAAAACCUAAAAAUAUCUGAAGUGAUUCCAUACAUAUCAGUAAAACUUCUAAUAUUUUCUUUAAGAACAUUCACAUAAAAAUCAACCAAAAUCCAGCGAAAUUCGCUGGAUUUUGGUUGAUUUUUUGUGAAUGUUCUUAAGAAACAUUUUUAGAAUUUCUUUUUUUCCACCAAAAAAUGUUCAAAAAUUUCCCAGAAAUGUUGAAAAUGUGGACAUCAGAAGUUUCACUGUGAAAAUAUUUUUUUUUUCACAUUUUCAAACUUUAAAACGAGUCAAUUUUACCCGCAGGGCGACACGAGGGUUGAACUUCUUGUUUAGACUAAAAGAGAAGCUGGAAGAGCUGCUAGUUCAUGGAGGAAAGAGGUGCUUAUUUAGUCAGUCUGACAACUAGCAGCACUCAUUUUUAUCAUUCAUUCAUUGCUACAGGACAUGAAGUUCAUGUGCUCAGAUGUGAGGUAGGCAGAAGUUAGCAUCAGAUUAGUGAUCAGCCACCAUUACUUCACACUUAGUGGCUCAUCAGUUUGUAAUGUUAAUUCAGUUGUCACAUACACGACCAGUCAAAAGUUUCAAUGUUUUUUUUUUAUUUUCUACAUUGCUGAUUAAUACUGAAGGCAUCAGAACUAUAAAGGAACAAAUCUGGAAUUAUGUUGUAAACAAAAACAGGUUAAUCUUCAGUAUUAAUCUACAAUGUAGAAAAUAAUACAGAUAAAUAAAAAGCACUGAAUGAGAAGGUGUGUCCAGACUUUUGACUGAUAGUCUACAUGAACUGAUAUGAAACCAAGCUAGCUGGAUUUCCACUGCGGUUCAUUUAUAUAACUGUGUUUAUGUUUUAUUGUGUAACAUUUUGCAUGUGCCGGCCAGUUUGAUUUCAAAGAAACUGCUUAUUUCUGUGAAUAAUGGUACUGUUCCUCUGUGGUCUGAGAAUCAGGUUCUAUGUAGCUGAAAUCCAGCUUGGCUACAUGUCAGAUUAUCUGAACUCUGAGUUAACAUUCCUAAACUGAUGAUCCGUUAUGUGUGGAUUUAUCACAUAAAAUCACUUCAUUCAGAACAGCAGAAAUUCAUGAUACACCCUGCAUUAAUUCAUGCAUUAAAUCAGAAGAAAUCAUGCAGUAAUUCAGCGUUUAUUUAGUUUUCUCUACUGUAAUGAAAAUGCACCAAACUGUACAUUUUAAAACAGAAUAAUUUACUGUGAGAGAGUCACAAGCAUAAAUUAGACGUACGUAAUUAUACUCUGAUAUCUGUACGUAGUUGAACAUUUUCUACAAAUGAAAUUCUCCAGUCAAUAAAGAUUUUUCAUAUGAAAAAGUAAUAAACAAAGGAUAGAUUUCUAUCUUUGAACUCGUUGCUGCCAGUAAAAUGUCAUGUUUUACUGUCCCUCCUACAAACACAUACUGCCAUGAAACUAGAGGCUAGAACCUGCAGAUUUUAAAGCUGCGCGGUAAUUUGCUUUGCUGCCUUUAUUUUGUUUAAAACCACGGUAGUUUUUGAAUAAUGAUGUCCUUGAAAUUUUAAAACUAUGCUAUCUAAAUGUGUUGCACUGUUUUACUGUCAUAGGUAUUACAGCUUAUUUGCACAAGCAAUAAAUCAUUGGUUUAUUUAUGACCAUUAUAUUUUUAUGAGACAUAUCAGGCUGGUUUUUAAGUCUGAAGUUUUCUAGGUUCACCGGAGUGUUGGAAAAUAUAAACAUAAUAUGAUAAAAUCUGUCAGCAUAAACUCCAUCAGCUUCAUAAACAUCAGCAGGUUGCUUAGCUGGACUCCUGGAGGACAGUGUUUAGUUCCUAAGAUCUUUAAAAACCAGCUUCUUUUACUUGUAGUUUUUAGCCAACAGUAACCAGGAUGGAGCCAAAGACAUUUUACACAGACGAUGAAGUCCAAACAACUAAAUCUGUACUUCUGAGUUUCUGCAUUAAGCCGCUAUUGAGUCAAAGACAUGAAUGAAACAUGAGUCAGCUCUGUCUUUGGACCCGACUAAAAGGAACCAAGUUUAUUGUUUACAUGAUCUUUCAGAGGUGAGAUCACUGCAGUGCAUGUGACUGAAGCUGAAGAUGUCCACCUCAGGUCUUCUCUGUGGAACAGCACUGCUCUUGUGAAAAGUAUGUGAGUUACCAAUGUGCCACUGCUAGUUAAUUGUGUGUUUUGGGGAAUAUUUAUUGAAGAAGUUGCUUUCUGUGCUAAGUUUUCACUGUCAGGACAUAGUAGUAAAACUGUAUUUGAUUGGAGCAAACAAGAUGAAGGAGUUUAAACUGUUUAGUUGAUUGCAUGUAAACAUGGAUCUUUGGUCCUCUGAUCUUUGUUAAAUUUUUCUUAAAGCUGUUGAAUAUAAAAAGAAUAAACAUUCUUUUCAUUGUUAUGCA